AUGGCGAGUUUAGCAGAGACAUUUGUAGAAGCCAGAAAAGGAGCAGUCCACAGCAUAAAACAGGAAGAAAGAGACCGGAGACAGUAUGUAGGAGGAGAAAGAGGACGAAUACCGGGUAAGAACUUUUCAAACAACUAUAAUUCACACUCUAAUUCACACAGAUGUAGUGAAUCUCAUCGGCCAUGGGCACCCAAGUGUUUUGUUUGUGAUAAAAAGGGUCAUAUAGCCAGAGAAUGUCCAAAUAGGAACAAAUCGACAAGAGAGAUACGUGAUAAAGAGGUUAUUGCAUGUAUGGUUUCAAUGAAGAAAAACAGAUUAGUGGAAAGAGACGAUAGCAAUAUGAAUGUGUUUGUAGGGACAAACUUAGGAAAAGAUACUACCAUCAUUAGAGAUACAGGAUGUUCCACAGUAGUGAUCAGGAAGUGUUUAGUACCUGAGAAUGACAUGACAGGAGAGAUAGGUAGUUAUGUGACUUUAGAUGGCGAGGUGAAAGAAGCCCCAUGGUGUGAGACUUACAUCAAAACGCCUUAUUACACAGGGAAAGUCAGAGCUAUGGUUUUAGAUAAUCCCAUAUAUGAUAUUGUCAUUGGAAACGUGAUAGGAGCUAAAGAUGCCACGAACAGAGAUAUAGCACAGACAAUAGGAAUCAUGGAGACAAGAGCCCAAGUAAAGAGGAGAAAUCAGAAAAUGCAGCCAUUGAUUACACCAACAAUACAGAUUGAAGGAGUGAAUCCUGAACAGAUCCGAUCUGAGCAGCGAAAAGAUGAAGGUUUGGAAAAAUUAUUUAAAUUAGCAGAAGCAGGGGAAGAAACGCUAAAAGGGAGAAACUUUUCAAAAUUUGUAAUUGAAAAUGAAUUGCUUAAAAGAAAGUCGCAGUCACCUAAUGUUGAACAUGGAAAGUUAUUUGAUCAACUUGUAGUACCAACGAAGUUAAGAGUCAAAGUGAUGAGAAUUGCUCAAGAAACAGUCUUGGCAGGACAUAUGGCUACACAGAAAACGAUCAAUAGGGUACAACGUCAUUUUUAUUGGCCUGGAUUACAAGGGGAUAUUCGCAGGUUUUGCCAGUCAUGCGAUGUUUGCCAAAGAACAAUUCCUAAAGGUAGAGUAGGGAAAGCUUUAUUAGGAAAGAUGCCAGUUAUUGAUGUGCCAUUUGAAAGAGUAGCAGUAGAUUUAGUAGGACCCAUAGAUCCGAUGACUGACAAAAAGAACAGAUAUAUUUUGGUUGUUGUGGAUUUUGCAACUAGGUAUCCUGAAGCAGUGGCUUUGAAGAAUAUUGACACCAGAACAGUAGCGGAGGCAUUAUUGGGAGUGUUUGGAAGAGUUGGAAUGCCAAAAGAGAUUCUUACUGACCGAGGAACUCAAUUUACAUCAGACAUGAUGAAGGAGGUAUGUAGAUUGUUAUCUAUGAAGCAAUUAACAACCACUCCUUAUCACCCCAUGUGUAACGGCCUGUUGAGAGAUUUAACGGGACAUUAA
Messenger RNA from Gigantopelta aegis, 1476 nucleotides. RefSeq lists its product as uncharacterized. Gene Ontology annotation, biological process: DNA integration. Lineage: Eukaryota; Metazoa; Mollusca; Gastropoda; Neomphalida; Peltospiridae. The transcript has a single exon. Gene Ontology annotation, molecular function: zinc ion binding; nucleic acid binding. The record is from RefSeq and is a predicted model, not a curated record. The coding region runs from base 1 to 1476 and encodes 491 amino acids.